Molossus molossus (Pallas's mastiff bat) is the source of this 1051-nucleotide messenger RNA. It is a transcript of the gene CENPM, whose product is annotated as centromere protein M. NCBI's taxonomy places the organism in Eukaryota, Metazoa, Chordata, Mammalia, Chiroptera, Molossidae. The coding region runs from base 7 to 549 and encodes 180 amino acids. The transcript is spliced from 6 exons. The record is from RefSeq and is a predicted model, not a curated record.
ACCGGGAUGUCGGUGUUGCGGCCGCAGGACCAGCUGCCUGGCCUGAACGCGGCCACCAUCUUGCUGGUGGGCACGGAGGAUGCUCUUCUGCAGCAGCUGGCCGAUGCGAUGCUCAAGGAGGACUGCGCCUCGCAGCUGAAGGUCCACUUGGCUCAUUCCCUCCCUCUGCCUUCCAAUGUGAGUCGCCCCAGAAUUGACCUAAUUGUGUUCUUGAUCAACCUUCACAGCAAAUACAGCCUGCAGAACGUGGAGGAGUCCCUGCACCAUGUGGACGCCACCUUCUUCCUGGGGAAGGUGAGCUUCCUGGCCACCGGCGCUGGGCGGGAGAGUCACUGCUGCAUCCACCGGAACACUGUGCCGAAGCUGGCCCAAGCCUACCGGAGCCCCCUGCUCUUCUGUGACCUGGAGGUGGAGGGCUUCCGCGUCACCAUGGCGCAGCGCCUGGUCCGCAUGCUGCAGAUCUGCGCUGGCCACGUGCCCGGCGUCUCAGCCCUGAGCCUGCUGUCUCUGCUGAGGAGCUCCGAGAGCCCCUUCCCAGAGGACCUGUGAGGGCGCCCGGCUGAAGGCUGCUUAAGGCUCCGCAGGCCCCUCAUCUGUGCUCGGGCAGGGAGUGCUGGGCUGGGAGUCCCAGUGGUGGGACCAGCCCCCUCCCCCCACACUCACUCCAGCAGAGCCUUGUCUUUAUCCACUGGACAUGGUCCAUUUCCACUCAAGACUUCAUUUGAACAAAGGGUCUGUAGCUAAAAACAACUUGAAAUUCAUGGUCUCACCCACCACUUUGAUUUUGCAGAUGAACUGACUCAGAACACUUAAGAGUAGGGUUGGGGAGGGGAACUUGGUCUCCAUGAGCCCAGUUUGACUCCACCUCUGAGCCUUGCUAUUCUUAGAGAACCUGGUUGUUGCCUCUUGGCACCUCAGUUUCCCCAGGUGAAGUGAGCUCGUUCUCCCUUGGGCUGUGAGGGCUGACUGACAGGACAACAGUGAAGGGUCUGAGCUGGUGUUACCCCUGUGCCUGUUUGUGUGCUGAUGUAUUUCUUAAUAAAUUAUGUUA